CCCGGUUCCUCCUCCUUAUUGGUCAGGUGGAGCCGUUACCUCACUCCGGGGCCGAUGACGCAGCGUCUUCACGUAUCCUUCAUGUGCGUCUCUUCUUGUUUCUUAUUGAGUCUUGCGGUCGGUGAGAGGGAGAAAAGCGGGAUUCGCGACAAGCCGAGAGUGUCGGACGGACCGGGUGCGCUCGAUACUAAACACUUCCCAUCCCGGGAGGAGAGCGGCGCACAAGAGCAGCCUCUCUGUGCCCGUGAGUGUCUCUCUCCCUCUCUCUCCCCACACUUUCUCUAUGAGCCUCUCUCUCUCGCUCUCUCUCACUCACUCUCUCCUUCUCUCUCUUUCCUCUUGCGCACACACGCACGCACGCGCACGCACGCUCUGUAUACGUCUCCACUUUGCCGUAGUAAAUUACGCAUUGAUCUGAACGGCGAGUGCGGAUCUGUCUCUUGUGUUCGCCCUUUCUUCGACGGACAGACUUCGAGACGCGCUCGAGAAACAAGAGGCUCCUGCACUCGUUUAUCCAGUGUGCGUAUGAGAACCCCUGGUCAUGUCUGUUUAGCUGCCCUGCGUGAUGCCUGAUCAUGACAGUACCACCCUCCUAACCAGACAGACCAAGCGGCGACGUGUCGACAUCGGGGUGAAAAGGACUGUGGGUAGCGCGAUAUUCACCCGCGCCAGAGAAACCCUUCUUGACAGCAUGAACCAAUCGCACGGCCCCGAUCAGGAAGGAGACUGCUCAUUGGUCAGUCACGGCCAUGGGGGUACCAAUGGUGACGGAGAGAAGUCCAAUGUUCUUAGGAAAUUGCUAAAGAGAGCCAACUCCUAUGAAGAUGCCAUAAUGCCUUUCCCCGGUGCUACCAUCAUCUCUCAAUUACUGAAGAAUAACAUGGGAAAGAAUGGAGGCAGUGACUCCGGUUUCCAGGGAAGUGGAGCUCUGUCCAGUGGUGGCUCGGAGAUCCAGGCUGAAGAUGCAUGCAGUAACUCCUCCCGUGACAGGGACAGUCCAUCUGACUGCCUCUCCCCUGGACCUCCUCUACCCCCUCCACCCUCUUCCUCCUCCUUUGGACGACCACCGCCUCCUUCAAACCUCAACUCCCACGCUCCCUCUCAGCCGCUGUCCCUGUCCACCUUUGACCUGGACAGACUCUCAGACGAGCACCUCCGUGCGAAGCGAGCCCGCGUGGAGAACAUUAUUCGUGGCAUGAGUCAUUCGCCGUUGGUCCGGCCCGGCGCAGGUGACCACAACCAAGACAGCAACCGCGACAACGAAAACAGCAGCAACAACAGUAACAGCAGUAAUGACCCCAGAGUGGACGGCAACAGCCACAACCACAGCCGGAGCGAAUGCCCUUCUUCGCUCCUGAGCUCACCGGGUUCACGUGGUGGUGUGGUCGGUGUGGGUGAGGUUUACCGAGAGAAUAAGAGAAAGCAACGCCUGCCACAGCAGCAGCACAGCUUCACACAGCUGGUGUGUUCAAGACAAGAGCAGAGGCAGGAAGAGAGACGGCAGCUCAAACUACAACUAGAAGACAUGCAGAAACAACUACGCCAACUUCAGGAGAAGUUCUACCAAAUCUAUGACUCAGAGACUGAGGAAGACGAGGAGAAUGGUGAGGGUGGAGACGCUGACCGUGGAGGAGACAGAGAGGAAGAUGGCAACCUGUCGGAGGACAGUAUCCGCUCAGACGGCCUAGAGGAAAGGCACAGGGACAGAGGGCGCCACAGCCAUGACGACCUGUCAGAGCUGGACCCGGGUCUUUUCCUGGACCGGGCCCGGGCCCUCCUCCGAGAACAGGCCCUGAUGGACGGAGAGAUGGAGGAUGACACCGACGGCAGGGAAGAGGAGGAAAGGAAUGGAGAGAGGGUGAUGAAGAGAAGAGGAGGGGCCGGAGGAGGUGGAAGGCAGUUAGCGGAGACACUGAAGCAGGAGCUGAACUGUGCCGUGUCGCAGGUGGUCGACACUGUGGUUAAAGGGUUCUCCUCUCCCAAACAGGCCGCCGGUCACCAUCAUGGCUGCCACAGCAGCACGCCAGCCGCCCCGUCUUCUUCCUCAAACUCCUCCUCCUCCUGUCCUCCACCGUUUGGUCCCCUUCCCUCUCUGACCCCAGACUCACGAUUUGGCGGCGGCGCCUUAGCACUUAGCCUGAACGGCGACGGCAGCCCCACUCCAAACUAUCACGCUUCCAACCAGAGGCUGCACUGCUUCGGUGACGUCAUCGUCCCCAGCCCGCUGGAUUCGUUCAGCGGUUUGAGUGGCAGACUGAGCGGUGUCCCAACACCCAAUGACCAAACAGAAGCACUGCCGCUGGUUGUGCGCAAAACUGGAGGAGGAGGUGGACCAGAAAAUACCAACUCCUCUCUUCCACCUCCUCCUCCUCCUCACCAUCCCUCGCUUCAUCCUUCUCCACUCACGGCCUCGCUUGGUUUUAGCCCUCCAUCUUUCCGCCACCCUUUCCCACUCCCUCUCAUGGGUUAUCCUUUUCAGAGCCCACUGGGGUCACAUGGGGCCGGGGCAGGCUAUCCUCCAGGGCCCAAAGACCACCAUCGGUCCUCGCCUGAUUCCAUGGACAUGACCAGGGAAACCAUCAGCCUCAGAACCAAAAUGGCCUCACUAGGAGGAGGCCAUCUCAGUCACCAUCACCACAGGCAGAGCUCCCCGAGCCAACACGGGCCUGAAGGUCUGUCGUUGUCCCUCAUCAAAUCUGAGUGUGGGGACCUACAAGACAUGGCUGACAUAUCGCCAUACUCAGGCAACACUAUUCAGGAGGGCUUAUCUCCAAACCACCUGAAGAAAGCCAAGCUGAUGUUCUUCUACACCCGUUACCCUUCCUCCAACAUGCUCAAAAUGUACUUCGCCGACGUCAAGUUCAAUCGCUGCAUCACCUCCCAGCUGAUCAAGUGGUUCAGCAACUUCAGGGAGUUCUACUACAUCCAGAUGGAGAAGUUUGCACGGCAGGCCAUCAACGAAGGUGUGACUGGAGCUGAGGAGAUGACCGUGGGCCGCGAUGCCGAGCUCUUCAGGGCGCUCAACAUGCACUACAACAAAGCCAAUGACUUUGAGGUUCCUGAUCGAUUUCUGGAGGUGGCCCAAGUGACUCUCCGCGAGUUCUUCAAUGCCAUCGUGGCUGGAAAGGAUGCGGACCCAUCCUGGAAAAAGGCCAUCUACAAGGUGAUCUGCAAACUGGACAGUGAGGUUCCUGACAUCUUCAAAUCUCCAAACUGUCUACAAGAACUCCUCCAUGACUGACUAGGACGAGGGAGGAAACAAGGAAAGCAAGACAAACCUCCAAGGACCAUUCGAAGACUAUGAGAAAACGCCUCCAGACGUGUAAUGUUAGACUUUGUAGAGGUCUUGACAUGCAUUUGAAGGUUUGACUUGAUAACGCAAUGCACAGACAUGAAGUGGUUCUACUCGGAGGCUCCUGGAGGGGUUUGUUGAGGGUUGUUUUCUGCUCAGCUCAUCUCUUUAAGACUAAAAAAAAAGCCCUCGAUGCAUUUAAAAAGAUAGUCCUCUGGAACAAGGCUGGGACCUUAGAGUCAGAUGAUGCUCAAAUUAACAAUUGUUUUAAGACUUUUAUGAAUUAAAAGCAAAACAGCGAAAUUUGAACCUCCUUGCACUUACAGAAAAGCUCCUCCUCCUUUGUCUUCACCUCGCUCUUCAUCCCUCUGCGGUGGAUGAAGAUGAUGAUGGAUCAAUCUUCAGCCCACAGUCUGGAGUCAGGAGAGAACUAGAAAUGAAGAAAAUAUAUAAAUAUCUUUUUAUUGUGGAUGUUUUUAAGUUACUUGGACAUUUUUGAAAAAAAAAAAAGUGAUGUUUCUGUAUUUUUUCUCCUUUGUAUAAGCUUACAGCCUCUCUUCUACGAACCCUCAGUCACUCACAUAGCUGCACACACAGAACCACGAGCACACACACUUACACUUAUACGCACCUCGUGAAUAGAAAAGCACAGUAGCAUUCCCAAAUCCUCACCUGAACCCAGACAAACUGGGCAUAAAAACAAACUUAGUUGUUGUUUAUCCCCUUCUUUUUUCACUCUUCUUACUGUACUGAGACUUACUGGGUGUUUGUUUUGACUGUGUGGCUCUCCCUGCCCCGACUCUUCCUUGGCUGCCCCUCUCGGCCCAUGUUUUAUUCAGGCACCCAGAGCAUUAAAGACAACAUUUUAGAACUUUACUUAUGGUGUAGCAGCGAAACACAACUGGCAGCUGCAGUCCAAACUAGAAAAAACAUUUUAGUAACACACUCAUUGUCGAAGGUAGAGUUUCUGAUACUGGGCAUUGAUAUUUUUAGAUUAAACAUGUGAUUUAUUUGUUCCAUACACACACAUCUGUUUAAUGAGCAACCCUUUACAUUUCUUAUCAAAUAUGUAUGACUGAAUUAUGCACUGAGUAGAUUUUAGAGGUAAAACAUGAGUUUGUCAGUGCUCUCUAGUGGACAAACCAUGUAAUGGAGACACUUCUCAUAACUUUAAACAGUUGAUCCUCAGUGUUGUUACUUAUUUUAACAGGGAUAUAUAUGUGUGAUAGGCCAAUAUCAGGCUCAACUACAACAGCACUGAUACAGGACUGGACACUUGGCACAAUUAAUUUUACUUUUUGAAAAUAUUCAAAAUCCUAAUCGGCAAGAUUUACCUUUGUAUGUUUUUUUGAUGAAAUGUGGGUCUAAUGUGUGUAAAUAACUGUUGUUGAUAGUGUUUGCAGAGUCAAACUUGACUCUGCUGUCAUUACCACACGUUACAAACACAAACAAAUGAUCCUGUGGUUCUGUGAGAGAAACAAAUGCUAAUAUGAUUCAUUUUUUUUAUGUAAGUACUGGAAGAAGCGUUCAUACCUGCUUUCCCUUAUGAACGCUGAAACUGUAAGUCGUCAGAGGUAAUCGAACCACUUUUUGAGAUUUUUCUAUGUGCUCUGGGAGGCUGAGAGGGGCAGCUCCACCGGCCACAUCAUGUGUGAAGUGUUUAAGGAUUUAACAGCAGAAAAAAA
Molecule: messenger RNA, 4977 nt
Organism: Sphaeramia orbicularis (orbiculate cardinalfish)
Lineage: Eukaryota; Metazoa; Chordata; Actinopteri; Kurtiformes; Apogonidae
Product: prospero homeobox protein 1-like
Exons: 7
Coding region: 566-3241 (891 amino acids)
Biological process (GO): regulation of transcription by RNA polymerase II
Cellular component (GO): nucleus
Molecular function (GO): RNA polymerase II cis-regulatory region sequence-specific DNA binding; DNA-binding transcription factor activity, RNA polymerase II-specific
Source: RefSeq, a predicted model, not a curated record